This is a messenger RNA of Diaporthe citri, 1536 nucleotides long. RefSeq lists its product as uncharacterized. The record is from RefSeq and is a predicted model, not a curated record. Gene Ontology annotation, molecular function: serine-type exopeptidase activity; dipeptidyl-peptidase activity. The coding region runs from base 1 to 1536 and encodes 511 amino acids. Gene Ontology annotation, biological process: proteolysis. The transcript is spliced from 5 exons. Lineage: Eukaryota; Fungi; Ascomycota; Sordariomycetes; Diaporthales; Diaporthaceae.
AUGCGUUCGAUUUCUGCAGGCCUCAACGCGCGCCAGGCCAACGCGUACCCUCCUAAUACCAUUGAUCAGCCGAUAGACCAUUUCCCCAGUGAUCCACGGUAUGCUCCACACACAAACGCCACCUACAAGCAGCAUUACUAUUUCGAUGCGAGCUACUACAAGCCCGGUGGCCCGGUGUAUUUAUAUAUCGGUGGAGAGACUGAUGCAAGGAGCCGCCUUUCAAACCUCAAGACAGGGAUUAUCCAGAUCCUGAUGAAUGCCACGGGCGGACUGGGCGUGAUCAUAGAAAAUCGCUACUACGGACAGAGCGUUCCCUUCGAGAACCUCACCACAGACAACCUAGCGUACCUGACCAACGAGCAGACGAUCGCGGACUUUGCGUACUUCGCACAACACGCCACAUUCCCCGGGGUGAAUGUCUCCCUGACAGCGCCAGCUACUCCCUGGAUCAUGUACGGAGGGAGUCUGGCCGGUGCCCAGACGUCUUUCACCGUCAAGACAUACCCGGAUAUCAUAUAUGGCGGCAUCGCGGCCAGCGGUGUUAUUCGGGCUGCUGUGGAAUAUCCGGAGUGGUAUGACCCGAUCCAAAAGUUCGGCCCAAGUGACUGUGUCCAGAGCAUCAAUGACAUCGUGGACAAGUUUGAUGCCCUGGUCGAGGCCGGGAACACCGAAGCUAUCCAGGAAUUCAAAUCAAUCUUCGGCCUGGAGUCAUUGACAGACAACCGGGACUUCGCAAAGACCAUUGCAUACCCUGUUGGGUCGCCGUUUGACUACCCUACCCAAACGUGGCAGGAGUUAUCCUGGAUCAAUCAGAAGACGCAGUUCUGGUCAUUCUGUGGGAAUGUCACCAAUCUUGAUGCACCGGAGGAGGUGACAGCCGUGGACGAGCAGCUGGCGAAGUACACCGACGGCGAGCCGUGGGAGAACCUGGGAAAUUACGCCAAAUACGUAAAGGAUGUAAUCUUGCCAACUUGCCCAGGCGGAGACUAUGCCAGUGGGGACUGCUUUGGGCAGGGGAAUGCAACCUUCUGGACAGAGCAAGUCGACGACUCUACGCGCGCCUACCUUUACACGACCUGCAUAGAAGGAGGUCUGUACCAAACUGCCCGAAAGGAAGGCAAGUCCCUCCUCUCCAGGGUGAUGGACGCCAACUACACCCAAGAGCAGUGCACGCUGGCUUUCCCACCCGGACAAUACAACACCAUACCGGACUCUCCGGACAUCGACAGGUGGAACGCGUACGGCGCGCUGGACUUCCAGGCAGACAGGCUAGCAUUUAUCGACGGGAACCAUGACCCGUGGCUGGACGGGUGCUACCAUUCCAACCUGGGCCCGCAGAGGUACAGCUCCGACCUCCACCCCGCGUACCUGAUCGUGGACGGCGGGCACCACUGGGACAGCAACGGGAUAUUGGAUGUUGAGAGUGAGCCGCAGUUCAUCCGCGAGGCUCAUAAGUGGCAGAUCCGCACUGUGAGGAAGUGGCUCAGGAAGUUUUCUGACUGGAACCCGGCAUCCAAUGGUACAAGCCGUGUUUAA